Zootoca vivipara (common lizard) is the source of this 1645-nucleotide messenger RNA. It is a transcript of the gene TMEM179, whose product is annotated as transmembrane protein 179. The record is from RefSeq and is a predicted model, not a curated record. NCBI's taxonomy places the organism in Eukaryota, Metazoa, Chordata, Lepidosauria, Squamata, Lacertidae.
CCAUGGCGCUGAGCAACUUCCUCUUCGCGCAGUGCACCUGCUACUUCCUCGCCUUCCUCUUCAGCUUCAUCGUGGUGGUGCCGCUGUCGGAGAACAGCAACGACUUCCACGGCCGCUGCCUGCUCUUCACCGAGGGCAUGUGGCUCAACGCCAACCUGACGGCCGAGCGGCAGCGCUUCACCGUGCAGGAGUGGGGGCCCGAGUCCGCCUGCCGAUUCAGCCUCUUCGCCGGCCUCCUCUCGCUGCUGCUCGCCGCAGUGCAGGCCUGGAGGACGCUCUUCUUCCUCUGCAAAGGCCACGAGGACUCUUUCUUUUACGCCUUCCUGAAUCUGCUCAUCAGCGCUUUUGUGGUUUUUGUCAUCUUUAUCGCCAGCACGAUCGUAAGCGUCGGCUUUAACAUGUGGUGCGACGCCAUCACCGAGAAAGGAAGCAUGCCCAACAGCUGUGAAGAAUUGCAGGAUAUAGAUCUUGAGCUGAAUUUAGAAAACUCAGCAUUCUAUGACCAGUUUGCCAUCACACAGUUUGGCCUCUGGGCUGCCUGGCUCACUUGGCUCGGAAUUACCAUUUUGGCCUUUCUGAAAGUUUACCAUAACUACCGGCAGGAGGACCUUGUGGAAAGCCUGAUUCAUGAGAAGGAGCUCUUGCUAGGAAGAUCCUCAUCACAAACUUCUUUCCAAGAGGAGAAAAGUGGCAUGAUCUAGUGGGCAGACAAGCCCGUCUACCUAGCAGGUUGUAGGGUUUUUUAAAAAAAAUAAAUAAAAAUAAUUAUAAUAAUUUGGCAGUUCUAGGUGGAGUUCAAGAAAAUGGUACUGGUUUUAAGAAAGGAAAGUGAAUCUGGAUCCUGUUAAGGAGACGGUGUCUGUAGACACAUCCCCAUUAGCAUUGACACAUAGGACUGGUUCACACGGGCAUGCCCAUCCCUCUCUCAUCAGCUGACCUUGAGGAAUCUCAGCCAAAUGUACAAACUCACUUGAAAAGAAUUGGGUUAUAUUGAAGGUCCAUCCCUGGGGAUUCAUUUAGGAUGGCCCAUUCGCACACAUGCAAACCAUCCUUUGAUGCCUGCAUGAACCAAUCCACAGACAGCAAGCUGUGUGCCACCACUUUGAAAUAGAUUCUCUUUCUUGGCUGUCAUGUUCCCUCUCCAGAUGUUUGACGAGAUAAGCCUGAGUCAUACACUCCUCCGCUCCAUCACAAAUAUAACGUCAUGCAUGAUGUGGGCUCUCAAUGCUGAUGUCCAGUUACCUUGGAUGCCCAGUUAUUCUUCCCCCUCAAAGAGGAGGAAUGAGGGUGAGAAUUAUCCAAACUGAGCACCCAUGGGAUUGGGGAAUCUGCAUUUAGUGCCUGCAUCAUAUGUGUGAUGUUAUCUUUUUGUUGAGUUUCUCCUCUCCCACCUGACGGCUCUUUCUGACCCAGUGAGUGGGUGGUCUGCAGUUUGCAACACUUGCAAACUCAUGCUCAAAAUGAACUGUUUUGUGACUCAGUUUCUGGAUGUGACCACCAGUGCUACCUUUUGGUAGACCCCACUGAUAAGCCUUAGAUCAGUGUCCUCUCCGGGCAUUGACGCACCCUUGUUGUGUGUGCCAAGUAGCCCAGCCAUGCGCCCUUGAAUGAAGAGUGCAACUGAAUCUUCGUAAUACCGCAGAAC